AGUAUCAUCCAUAGACCAAAUUCAUAGUCUCUUUUCUUUCUCAUCUAAAUUAAUUGGAGCUGAAUCUGCUCUUACUUCUGUGCUUAACGUUGUGAUGCGAAGAAGAACAGAUGUCUUCAUACGAGAAUGUGAUAGUGGGCAAGCUGAGGCUGAAGGGGAAAGCGCUGGAAGUGAAGACAGAUGGCAUUAAAAAGAAGAAAAAGAAGCACAGGCACCACCAUUCUCCUCUUUCGACAGAUAAAGAGUGGGUUUCAGGCUUACCAGCUAUUCAAGUUCCUGACCAACUUUAUGAGCAUUGUGUCUUAAGAAAGAAGCACAUAGAUCCAUUUCCUACAAAGCAGGCAUUGAGAGCCAAAAGCCCACUUGAGCUUGUGCAUUCAGGCUUAUGCUACAUGGACGCUCCUUAUAAUAGAGGUAACAAAUACUUCAUUAUUUUCGUUGAUGAUUUUAGUAGAAACGCAUGAGUAUAUUUUUUGAAGCAUAAAUCGGAUGCAUGUGGAAUAGUUAAGAAGUAUGUGCAAUAUAUUGAAAGAUAAAGUGGUUACCUUCUCAAAACUUUAAGAACAAACAAAGGCAUAGAAUAUAUUGUUUGUGAUGAUUUUUUGAUGAAACAUGGAAUUAAGCAUCAAUUAACAGUUAGAUAUAUUUCUCAACAAAAUGGAGUGGUAUGACGAAAAAAUAGAACUGUUAUGGCUAUGUUGAGAAGCAUAAUGCAUUGUAAGAAGUUACCUAAGAGUUUUUAGGCAGAAGCAAUUGCUUGUGUAGUUUAUAUUUUAAAUAGAUAUCAUGUUAAAUGUGUUCAUGAUAAAACACCACUAGAAGUACGAAGCAGACAAAAGUCUAAUUUAAGUCAUAUGAGAGUAUUUAGUUGUAUCGCUUAUUCACAUGUACCAAAUGAGUUAAAGAAAAAACUUGAUGAAAAAGCAAACAAAUGCAUUUUUAUUGAUUAUAGCAUGGAAACAAAGGUCUACAAACUGUACAACCCAAAGACCCAAAAGGUAAUUAUUAGCUGUGAUGUUACUUUUGAUGAAGAUGGAGUAUGGGGAUGGUUUGAAGAAAAAAAGAGAUCACAAUCAGUUCCAGUGUUCAUAAACAAUGAAACAAAAAGAAGUAAUCACACUGGUGAGUAGUCUUCUCCCCUAGUUUCUGAAGAAUCAUCUGGUAUCGCUCCAGAAGCUUUAUCUCCUCCUAUAUUAAGACCUUCAGAACGAGAUCAUUAUUCACUUACUUAUUUAAAAGAUUAUGAAGUUAAUAAUGAUUUCGAUGACGAUGAAGAUGUUG
This is a messenger RNA of Carica papaya (papaya), 1281 nucleotides long. The record is from RefSeq and is a predicted model, not a curated record. NCBI's taxonomy places the organism in Eukaryota, Viridiplantae, Streptophyta, Magnoliopsida, Brassicales, Caricaceae.